ACACCUAAAAAGUUAGAAUGAAUAAGGUAGCCUUUAAGUUUCUUAUGUAUAUGUUAUUUCAAACAUUAGUGCUACAUUAUCCUUUAAGACACUGGUUUUUAUCUAUUUUUAUCUAUAGCACUGCAAAUAAAAAACUUUUACAACUUUUUGAACAAAAUACUUGCUUAUGGCUGUCAGAAGUAAAGAAUAAAUACAUGUUUAAGAAAAUUUACUUGUGUUGACUUUUAUUUAGAUAAGAACAAUACAUGAUGGAUGUUGAAACAGAGUUUAUUCUUGAUGUUAGUAUUGGCGAUGGUGAAACCAUUGAUGACAUUGAAAUGUUAGGUGAUGAUGCUGAGAAUGAACUUUUAAAAGAUGAAGAACUAGCCGUGGAUUGUGAUUCCCUUACUCUGUGUCAUGUGAAGGAUAUGCAACAAAUUAAAAAAGAGAAAGAUGUCUCGGAAAAAGUAACAUUAAAUAAAAAUAAAAGACCAGAAGUGUAUGACAUUCCUAUUGAGAAAAGCACGUCUACGAAAUAUAAUCACAGAAAGGCUGUUGAAAUCGUAAAAACAAAAGAUAUGUUUUCAAAUAAACUGAUAGAUUAUAAACGCUUGAAUAGACACCUGGAUGUGACAAAGAAAACUGAUCCAAGGAUUGCAGGACGUGAGAUUGCUUACAGAUUACAGGAGCCAAAAAUUGAACUGAUGCGCCAAGUAGUUCGUGUUUUAGGUGUUGAACUUUGUUUGGAAAUAUUUGAAGAGACUAAAAAUAUAGUGAACUCAGGUGGCCUAAAAACUGAUGCUGGAGAUCGCCGGCGCUCUCCAGGUGGCACAUUUUUAUAUGUCUUGAAAAAUAGGGGAUAUGCUACUAAUCGUCAAGUUAAAGAAAUAUUUAAAGUUGAGAAUGAGAAGAAGAAGUUAAGUCGUAAAAAGGAAGCAAGGAAGAAAAGAGUAAAAAGUAAACAUGCAUUAAAGGAAAAUGAGAUAGCAUAGGAUUCGUUGUUUUAUAUUUAUAUUUUGUAAUUUAUACAUUUACUUUUGGUAAUUAAUAAAUAAAAGAGUUGUAAUUAAUAAUUCUAAUAAAAAUUCAUUGUUUAACAGA
This is a messenger RNA of Hydractinia symbiolongicarpus, 1080 nucleotides long. Its product is annotated as phosphorylated adapter RNA export protein-like. The transcript has a single exon. Gene Ontology annotation, biological process: snRNA export from nucleus. NCBI's taxonomy places the organism in Eukaryota, Metazoa, Cnidaria, Hydrozoa, Anthoathecata, Hydractiniidae. The coding region runs from base 246 to 971 and encodes 241 amino acids. The record is from RefSeq and is a predicted model, not a curated record.